ACAUCUUCAAAGUGGUAUAGUUGUAAGAGAAGCUAGCAAACUUAAUUUUUUUAAAUUAGCUGUAAUAAAAAUUAUUGGAAGCAUGUUUUAAGUUUGUAUUUCUGAAAAUGUUUUUAAAGAGUUGUGAAGUUGCAACUGCCCUAGAAAAUCGAAGCCACAAGGUCCGGUAUUCAGAGACAGUGGAAAAUGGAUCAGUUAUAUUUUCUCUUUCUGGAGUUGCAUUUUUAUUGAUGGAUGCCAAAGAAUGUCUUAUGUCAGCUGAAGAAGUAUUUCUAGCCAAAAUUGAGAAGUUUAUAAACAUUCACCAGAAUAGUUUUUUGGUUCUAUCUGCUGCCCUCCAUGGGCCUGAGGAAUGGAAAUUGAUGUUCAGGAUUCAGCAGAGAUUCCUGGGUAGUAACUUACGGAUACUUCCAGUACACAACACAGGAAAUGCUAUUAAUCUCAUGUGCACUAUAGCUAAGACCACCUCCAAGCCAUACAUAGAUAGCAUCUGCUACAGAAUGAUAACAGCUAAAGCUUACAUCAUUGAACAAAGUCCUGUUUGGAAAACACUUCAGAAGAUAAAACUGAGUAGUGAUUAAUUUAACUCAAAUUAG
Messenger RNA from Trichechus manatus latirostris (Florida manatee), 596 nucleotides. RefSeq names its product chromosome unknown C1orf146 homolog (gene CUNH1orf146). The record is from RefSeq and is a predicted model, not a curated record. The transcript is spliced from 4 exons. Gene Ontology annotation, biological process: reciprocal meiotic recombination; synaptonemal complex assembly. Lineage: Eukaryota; Metazoa; Chordata; Mammalia; Sirenia; Trichechidae. Gene Ontology annotation, cellular component: chromosome.